AUGACUGUGGAGUGUGUGUCUCAGGAUCUGCUGUGCUUUGUUUACUUCAGCGCUGAUUACAUCAGAUCCCCAGGGACCAUUAGCUUCACCUUCACACUGCGGAUUAUUUGGACAGAUUGGCCCUUUUGUGACCUGUUCUUCUUCCUGUUUGCAUCUGAAGUAAAGUGCGGCAGGUUUGCACUAAGAACACUCCUUCCUCUAAUUACGGCCUCUGUGUGUCAUCAGGUGACGUUCCGCACCAGGAUCUAUCACUGCAACAUCAACAGCCAGGGGGUGAUCUGCCUGGACAUUCUGAAGGACAACUGGAGUCCUGCCCUCACCAUCUCCAAGGUCCUGCUGUCCAUCUGCUCCCUGCUCACCGACUGCAACCCUGCGGACCCCCUGGUGGGAAGCAUCGCCACACAGUACCUGACCAACAGAGCAGAGCACGACAGGAUAGCCAAACAGUGGACCAAACGCUACGCCACAUAGAGCCGCGCUCACCCCAACAUCACGUCCAACACUUCCUGUCCUCCGGCUCUACGGAAUCAUCCACCCCUAACCCCCCCACCCCGCUGACAUAUGAACUGUUCUUUGUUCCAUGCUGACUUGAAAAGCUUCUUUUUAUACAAAGAGUCUAUUGGGAUUGUAUUUUCCAAUACACUGAAUGUUGAUAUGGUCAUGAAAAGCUUUAAUACUGUUAUUGUUCUUGUUGAUGUUGCUGUUCUUAAUGCAUUGUUUAUACCAUGGUUGCCACUCUGGUCAUGUCCUUUAUUGAAACGUGUGUGUACUAUCCAUGGGUCAUGUGAUGUAAAAAUGUUCAUACUGAGUGAGAGUGUGUGUAUGCGUGCGUGUGUGUGUGAGUGUGAGUGGUUUUCUGUUUCCGGUCAGUAAUAGUGCAUGGCGUCUGGAUGUGUGUUCAUGCAGUGUCGUCAUGGUAUCCGUUGUGUUCCUGCAGACUUGUGGCAUGGACUGAGCUCAUCAUCAUGUAUGACAUUAGGUGUUAGUUUGCUGUACAUUUAUUGCCUUGUGGGAAUACAUAGUGAAUUAAAACACUGGCUGUAAUGUGACA
Messenger RNA from Poecilia latipinna (sailfin molly), 1051 nucleotides. RefSeq names its product ubiquitin-conjugating enzyme E2 E3-like. The transcript is spliced from 4 exons. Lineage: Eukaryota; Metazoa; Chordata; Actinopteri; Cyprinodontiformes; Poeciliidae. The record is from RefSeq and is a predicted model, not a curated record. The coding region runs from base 1 to 471 and encodes 156 amino acids.